AUGUCCAAUUAUCCAGGAGAGACUGAGAGAAAAUACGCACGAGCUUAUUUCGAAUUUCUUUCAACUGACUGCGAAAUUCUCUGCGUAGUUCGAACGCAAAGUUCUCUGCGAAAUUCAAACACGAAAUUAGUCUAUUCUUCGAGUGGAAGGGUUGAAUUGGGGCUUUCCAUUAAUAAUUCGAACAAGUUAGAGGAGAAAUUCUACUUCAACCAUCUGCUACUAUUCACGAUAUGUAAUCGAUUCACAAUUCAGAUUGCAGCCAUUGUGAGACCCAACCGCCUUCUCAGAGGAACGGGGGUAGAAAGGUCUUGCCUUCUGCUGCUGCACAACAUACCCUUGAUAGGGGCUUCUCUUCUAAUCUCAUUCUUGCACCCCAAGCAUGCCAGUGAGAAGGUUAAGGCGUUGGGAACAUCAGAGGAGUCUAACAGAGGAAAGAUUGAAACUACUAGCAACACGGAUAUUGAAAAUUUGACCUGUCGUAAAAAAAAAGAUACAGAUGCAACAGCAAUCAGGGCAGUCUUAGCAGUGGCUAUUGCUUUCGCAGCAAUAGCAGCUUUUUCCUCAGCAGCAGCUCGUGUAGCUUCAGCUGCCUUAGCUAAUAUGUACAACAUACAGGUUAUAGCUCAGUCCUCGACUAUGGGUGAUUUUGUGAAGAAUAAUAAUCAGCAACUUGCACCCCAUGUUGUAUCUAUGAUUGUAUCUCAACUUCAAGAAGCUAGACCAUCAAUUCCAAAGGAUGCAUCUAGUACGCUGCAUGUCAGUGAGCGAAAUGGACAGUCUGGUGGGACAAGCAGGACAAUUAACCAGGUAUUGAGUCCUGUUCCGAGACUGCUACAUCCUACAUGAUUAAGAACCUUGAAUACUAAGCAAGUACCAUAUGUUAGGGUCUGGAAUCAGUCAUCAGAUAUUGAGAGGCACAGAUUCAUCGUCUCAUAGAAUUGUUUGCUGGGCAUAUAUUGUCUACAUUUCUGCCCUACUUAUUGGGUUUUGCACAUGCUUGUCUAAUACCCUCAGGAUCUGAACAGCAGCCUCAAGGUGUGAAUCAUCACAUAAAUGCAACGCCCCUCGCUGUAUUAUUGUUCAUGCUCAGCUUGGUUCAAACUUUAAAUACAAUUUCUACUUCCUCCGUCCCAAAACAAUAAGUUGUAUUUGAUUGGAGUCAUUUUAAGGAUUUGAGAUUUAUUUAAUUAAAAAUAGUCGUAUCUAGGUAUUGCUUACUUUUUUGUGAAAUUUCAUGCUUUAUUUGAAUAAACAUGAAGUUUAUUAAAUUAUUUAAAUUAUCGUGUUUUAGCUAGUGCACCAUCUCUAACUUGUGCCCAUUCGUGAUUUAAACUUGCAUGAGCAUGGUGAGCUAAAUGGAGAAGAAAUGUAUAUCUAGCAAUGACACGGUGGAGGCUCUUGUUUGUUUUUGAGUCAUUUUGUGAUUUCUAGUAAUGUUGAAUUUGUUUACGUGGAUUUUAAUUUUAUGCAUUUUUGUCAUUAAAAACACUAAAUUAAUUAGUGAACGACUAUUUUGUAAUGCAUGUGUCCUAUGGGCACUAAUAUUGUAAUAUUACUCUUUAAGUCAAUGAAAAUCUUGUAUUAUUGA
Spinacia oleracea (spinach) is the source of this 1588-nucleotide messenger RNA. RefSeq lists its product as uncharacterized. The transcript is spliced from 7 exons. Lineage: Eukaryota; Viridiplantae; Streptophyta; Magnoliopsida; Caryophyllales; Amaranthaceae. The record is from RefSeq and is a predicted model, not a curated record. The coding region runs from base 1 to 846 and encodes 281 amino acids.